AUGGGAUCUCCACCUACUUCGAUUCAACUGAGCUCAGAAAAAAAAGAAAGUAAAGUUCAAAAUAAUGAUAAAGAGGUUAAAAAACCUAAAAUGCCAUCAUCAAAAACUAGUAAAAAGAAAAUAAACAAACAAAUAAAAUCAGUUACAAAAGAACAAGAAACUAAUGAACAACUUGAUAGCAUUGAAGAACAAUAUGAUACAAAGACAGAAACAAAAAUUUCGAUAAAUGUUAUUGUUAAAAAAACAACUAUUGAACCUAAUAAACAAAAGAAAACAUCUAAACCAAUUGAAUCGAAAAAAACCCACUUCAAUGCUUUUAGUCAUGAUACUACAGCAAAAAAUAAAGGAUCAAAAAUUAUUCCAAGAGGAGUUGGAAAUUUCUUUGGAGAAAAUGAAUUUCAAAAGAAAAAUUUUGUAUUAACAGGUGUAUAUGAUGAAUUAGAUAGAGAUGAAAUGAAAGAGUAUAUUAUUAGUUUUGGUGGAAAUGUUGCAACAAGUAUCAGCGGAAAAACUGCUGUUUUGAUAGCUGGUGAAGAAGCUGGACCAUCAAAAAUUGAAAAAGCAAAAGAAAAAGGAAUUCCUAUAUGGAGCGAAGAUGAUGUAUUUAAUUAUGUAAAACAAAAAUUAGGAAAUAACGUAAUAACAACGAGCAUACCUAAUCAAACAAAUAAUCAAAAACAACAACCAACUAAUGUAGAUGAAAACACUACUGUUAUUAAUUCAAAUGAAAUUAUUUGGACAGAGAAAUAUAGACCCCAAACAAAAAGUGAUCUUAUUGGAAAUAAAAAUCAAAUUGCUAAAUUUUAUACUUGGAUUAAUAAAUGGGAAAAGGUUAUUCCAGAUAGAAGAGCUGUAUUACUUGCUGGUGCUCCUGGAGUUGGAAAAACAACAGUAUCUAAAAUUGUUGGAAAAACUUUAGGGUUUAAUCCAAUUGAAUUUAAUGCUUCUGAUACAAGAAAUAAAAGUUCAAUUGAAUUAGCUAUUAAACGAAUAUUUUUAAAUGGACAAAUAAGUAUUGAUGGAAGUAAAAAUAAAAAGCCAUUAAUUAUAAUGGAUGAAGUUGAUGGAAUGUCUUCUGGUGAUAGAGGUGGAAUUACUGAAUUAGUUAAAUAUAUAAAAGAAACUGAACAACCAAUUGUAUGUAUUUGUAAUGAUAUUAUGGAUAAAAAAAUGCAGCCAUUAAUAAAUGUUUGUGAAACUAUUAAUUUUUCAAAAAUUAGUGUUAUUGAAUUAACUGAACGUUUAAAAUAUAUUUGUGAUAAAGAAGGUGUUCAUGUAAGUGAUGAAAAUUUAAAUCAAAUUGCUUCUAAAGCACAUGGAGAUGUUAGAUAUGGAAUUAAUAUGUUACAAUCAUUUGUGAAAUGUGGAGUAACAUUAGGAGAAAAAAAUGAAGAUGUUGAUUAUGUUGAAAUAGUUCCUACAUUAAUAACUCGAUAUUCUUCAACUAGUUUUAUUGAAAAAAAUGAGAUUUUCUUUAUGGAUAAUUUUAUGAUGCCAAUUUAUUUACAUGAUUCAUUAUUACGUGCUCAAAAGUUUUCUGCAUUAUCUAAAUCAUUUGGUUCAUUUGCAAUUGGUGAUAUUUUCCAAAAUGUAGUUAAUAAAACUCAAAAUUGGAAAUUAAUGCCAAUUACAGGAAUAUUUAAAGUUUGUCUUUCAACUUAUUAUGGUCAAACAACAAAUCCAGGAAUGAAGGUAAUGUUUCCAAAAACAUUAGGUAAAAUAAGUAAACGAGGAGGAAAUCAAACAAGGUUAUUAAUGUUAACAAAUAAAACACCAGGGAAAUUUAUGGACUCAAGAGGAUAUGCAGCUAUUCCUAUGAUGUAUAUAAGAAAUACUAUUAUAAGGUUAAUGUCUAUUGAUGUUAAACAAGCUGUUGCUGUUGCAUUAAAAUUUGGACUUGAGAAAGAAAUUUGGGAUGAAAUGGUAAAAAUUGGAAUAAGUCUUGAGAAAGUAGAAUUAUUUAAAAGUGUAUCAACAGCAAACAAAACUAAAUUCACAAAAGAGCUAAAACAAGCAACAACUCCUGUGAUUAAAGAAACAAAAGGAAGUUCUAAGAAAACAAAAAAAGAAUAUGAGGAUGAUUUAGAAGAGAUGAGUGAAAGUAUUGAAGAAGAUGAAGAAGACAAUGAACAAGUAUUUGAUGAGGAUAUGUUCUGA
This is a messenger RNA of Entamoeba nuttalli P19, 2157 nucleotides long. Its product is annotated as activator 1 140 kda subunit, putative. Bases 1 to 2157 code for a protein of 718 amino acids. Gene Ontology annotation, cellular component: DNA replication factor C complex; nucleus. Gene Ontology annotation, molecular function: ATP binding; ATP hydrolysis activity; DNA clamp loader activity. The record is from RefSeq and is a predicted model, not a curated record. The transcript has a single exon. NCBI's taxonomy places the organism in Eukaryota, Evosea, Mastigamoebida, Endamoebidae. Gene Ontology annotation, biological process: DNA replication; DNA repair.